AGGGUAGUGAGUUUAAUUUAGUUUAAUAUGAGCGACCAGCUAGAAAGCAUUGAAUCCCUCUUUGAGAGGGCUCUGAAGCCUGAAGAUUUCAAAGAAGUGCAGAGAAUAAUUUAUGGAAAACCCUUGAGGAAACUCUCUUUCGAACCGAAAGUCGAGGCUUUAGCCAAUGAUGAAGACUUUGAAAUUAAAGGAUUCCAGUUUUCAUCAGCCCAAGAACAACUUAGAGCACCGAGGCUGGUCAGGAUUGGAAUCAUCCAGAAUAAAAUCGCAGCAUCUACUUCCGAAUCGAUUUCCGAACAGAGAAAAGCGAUACACAAAAAGGUUGGAAAUAUGCUCGAUGCCGCUGGCAGCUUAAAAGCAAACAUCAUCUGCCUGCAAGAAACCUGGGCGAUGCCCUUUGCUUUCUGCACGCGGGAAAAACUACCUUGGUGCGAGUUUGCAGAGUCUGCUGAAAACGGAGAAACGAUUAUCUUUGUUAAAAAGUAUGCUCAGCAAUACAAUAUGGUGAUCAUAUCGCCAAUUUUGGAAAGAGAUGAUGUGACAGGUAUAAUAUGGAAUACAGCUGUUGUGAUCGACAACCACGGUGAGGUGCUUGGAAAGCAUAGAAAAAACCACAUUCCAAGGGUUGGUGAUUUUAACGAAUCAUCGUAUUAUUACGAAGGCAACACUGGACAUCCUGUUUUUCAGACCGAUUUUGGCAAAGUCGCAAUUAAUAUUUGCUAUGGAAGACACCAUCCUCUCAAUUGGCUCAUGUUUGGUUUGAAUGGCGCCGAAAUUGUUUUCAACCCUUCUGCAACCGUUGACAAGCUGAGUGAACAUAUCUGGGGGAUCGAGGCGAGGAAUGCAGCAAUAACAAACCACUAUUUUACAUGUGCUAUAAACCGAGUAGGCACUGAGACUUUUCCGAACAGCUUCACCUCUGGAGAUGGCAAGCCAGCUCAUGAAGACUUUGGCCACUUUUAUGGAUCCAGUUACAUCACUGCACCCGAUGGGACAAGGACUCCCGGACUUUCACGUAUCAAAGAUGGUUUACUAGUAGCAGAUAUAGACUUGAACUUAUGCAGGCAGAUACAGGAUCACUGGGGAUUCAAGAUGACCCAGAGGCUUCCAAUGUACGCAGAAUGUCUUAAAAAAGCAUGCCAAUUGGAUUACAAGCCUCAGAUUAUCGGCUAUGAAAUGAAGAAAAAUACACUCGAACCUACUGAUAAUUAGCAGAAAAUUAUUUAUAAUUUCAUUAAUCAGUUUUUAUUAAUUAACCCUCAAUUUAACAAAAAAAUGUAAAAUCUAAAGAUAGGCAAUUUUUUGUAAUAUAAUAUACCUUUUAUAUGUAAUUAAGAUUUAUUAAAAAGUUUCUACUAAUUUGUUUUAACCUGGAGCAACCAAAUAAACACAUUUACGCCUUGA
Messenger RNA from Cimex lectularius (bed bug), 1404 nucleotides. RefSeq names its product beta-ureidopropionase. Bases 28 to 1212 code for a protein of 394 amino acids. The record is from RefSeq and is a predicted model, not a curated record. The transcript has 9 exons. NCBI's taxonomy places the organism in Eukaryota, Metazoa, Arthropoda, Insecta, Hemiptera, Cimicidae. Gene Ontology annotation, molecular function: beta-ureidopropionase activity.